UUAUGUUCUCAUCUUCAUGCCACUUGUUUCUUUUCUUUUUUUCUGUAUUGUACUGGCUAGGACUUUCAGUACGGAGGUGAAUAGAAUGGCUGAAAUGGAACAUUCUUGCCUUGUUCCUGAUCUCUGUCUUCAAAUUAAGCAUGUUAACUGUAAGCUGUUCUAAGAUGACUUUUAUCAACUUGAGGAAGUUCCUUUCUAGUCCUAAUUUGCUGAGAACUGUAAGCUGUUCUAAGAUGACUUUUAUCAACUUGAGGAAGUUCCUUUCUAGUCCUAAUUUGCUGAGAACUGUAAGCUGUUCUAAGGUGACUUUUAUCAACUUGAGGAAGUUCCUUUCUAGUCCUAAUUUGCUGAGAACUGUAAGCUGUUCUAAGAUGACUUUUAUCAACUUGAGGAAGUUCCUUUCUAGUCCUCAUUUGCUGAGAACUCAUUUAAGAUUCUUUAGAAGCUCUGAAAUGUUUCUGGGCAACAGAGGAUUACCACCUGCUUCCUGUCUUCCCUGAGGACAAGGCAACAGGAAACAGCUUUAACUUGUAUGGAGCCCAAAUGAUAAAACAAGAACUCUCCUCCAACUUCUGUGGCUUCAGCUUUGUUUUGUUGACUCACCACCUCCAUUCAUUUGCUUUCACAUAACCAGAAUCCUUUGAAUCUGAACAAUUAAGCCUGACUUUUCAAGGAAAUUUUUGCUAGGCUUUACUUCCCUUCUCUAAGAUGAAUGUGUGUACGUGUGCACGUGCCAUUCUAACUCUUUAUUUCUCCAGUGAAUAGUGUACACUUCAUCUCUCCCUUGAAAUGUUGCAUGAACUUGAAAACUUGUCUUCUAAAGACAAUUUGCUCCAUGAAUAAUAGACAGUGUGAUAUGUAUGUUCAGGAAAUGCCACAUACUUGAAGCCCUCAGGGAAACCUCUGGUUUUCAGGCUGCUGGGGGAACUGCUCCUUCAGAGUUUCUUACUAUAAGAGUGUCACUCAUGGGAACCUAGAACCCAGAGGCUUCUUGUCCCAGACAAGAAGGCUCCUGGGACCUGUUCCUUCCAUCUAGAACCUAAGUGAAAGGGAGGUGAGAUUAGGUCUUCAUCCUGAAUAUGUCCUUAGAUAAAUGACUUCUGUGGAGAAAGUGAGUUUGGAGAAAGGUGGAGGUUUUGUUAAAGUUAUUUUCUUCGAAAAGAGUUUAAGAAACUCAUAAACUCUUUCACAGAGGGCAAUGAAUAACAACUGGAUUGGUGGGUUUUAAUUUUUGAUUUGGGGAAUCCGUGUUGUCCGGUGUGAUAGAGGGAAACCAACAUUCUGCAAGGAGAAUACACAAUAUCCCUAAGACACAUUUGUUUCUAAAACCCUCCCCCUAAGAUUGUAAAUGAGUUUAAGGGGAUAUACAUUCCCACCUUUAAACUUCAAACUCCCAGAUCUCUGCUGUGUCCUCAUGCCGCAUGGAUUACACUACUGGUAAAACAUCCCAGGAAGGAGUCCAAGGAGGCCGUUCGCGGUUAGGGGAGGGUCCGUAUUUGACAGACAGACUUUUCUGCUUUCUUGCUCCUGGCUCGCCCCUCUUCCCUUGGAGCCCACGGUGAUGCGAACGAGUGGCUUCUGCCUCUUCGGGGACCGCCUUUGAGGCUCCAGAGCCUCACCUGACUUUCGCAGAGAGAGGCGGGCAACCGGCUCCUUACGCCACCUGAAGAGGAGGGUCCUGGGGCCCGAGAGUGUGGGAGGGAGUGAAGCCGGAGCUGCGGCCCAGAGCGGGGAGGAGACGCUCUGCCAGACACAGGCGCGCCGCGGAGAGCUCAAACUUUGAAGUGGGACGCGCUGGGCCAAGUCGGGCUGAGCCGUCAGGGCAGGAGGCAGAAGAAGCUGGGCUCCUUCAGCAAAAGGAUGGACACCACCCCCGAGACACGUCCCCAAGAGACCCUGUACCCGAAGGCCGCGCCGCCUCGUUCCCCGGGCUCCAGAUCCGGCUCCCGAGCAGAGUCUCCCCGAGUACGCGCGGCGCGGGUGGAAGUUGUGUCCAUGGCUUGGAGGGGGCAGGAGCCAAGGGGACCCCCGCCGGCGUCGGGGGACUGCCUCCGCUGGGCCCUGCUCAGCCCUGAGGAUGCAAAGAGACAGCAACCACUUUGGAGCUGAAUGUGACAAAGCAAGAAGAUGGCCAAGAUUAGCACCCAAUACUCCCACCCUUCCAGGACUCACCACCUCGUGGUAAGGACCACGGACAGAGAUCUCGAUAGCAUUGAGAACGGCCUCAGCAGGACCCACUUGCCAUGUGAGGAGACACCGUCAGAACUGCAAGAAGGCAUCACCAUGGAGACCAGAGGACUGGCUGAAUCCAAGCGAAGCUCCUUCACCAGCCAGGGGCCCGCCAGGUUGUCACGCCUCAUCACCUCGCUGCGUGCCUGGGCCGCCAGUCACUUACGCCACGAGGACCAGAGGCCUGACUCUUUCCUGGAGCGUUUCCACGGAGCCGAGCUUAAGGAGGUGUCUAGCCGCGAAAGCCAUGUCCAGAACAACGCGGGCAGCCAGGAGCCGCCAGACAGAGGGAGAAGUGACUGGCCCCUGGCCAGAAGCAACACCAAUGCCUGCAACAACUCAGAGAAGGAAAAGAAGAAGGACACCACCGUGGUGGACCCCUCCAACAACAUGUACUAUCACUGGCUGACCAUCAUCGCCGUGCCCAUCUUCUACAACUGGUGUCUGCUCGUUUGCAGGGCCUGUUUUGAUGAGCUUCAGUCUGAGCACCUGAUGCUUUGGCUGGUCCUGGACUGCUCAGCCGACUUCCUCUAUGGCUUCGAUGUGCUAGUCCGAGCCCGGACAGGCUUCCUGGAGCAAGGCUUGUUGGUCACGGAUGCCAACCGGCUGUGGAAGCACUACACAAAGACCUUGCACUUCAAGCUGGACAUGUUGUCCCUGGUCCCCACGGACCUGGCUUAUUUUAAGCUGGGCAUGAACUACCCAGAGCUGAGGUUCAACCGCCUACUAAAGUUGGCCCGGCUCUUCGAGUUCUUUGACCGCACAGAGACGAGGACCAACUACCCCAACAUGUUCAGGAUUGGGAACUUGGUCUUGUACAUCCUCAUCAUCGUCCACUGGAAUGCCUGCCUCUACUUUGCCAUUUCCAAGUUCAUUGGUUUCGGGACCGACUCCUGGGUCUACCCAAACAUCUCAAACCCAGAGUAUGGGCGCCUCUCCAGGAAGUACAUCUACAGCCUCUACUGGUCUACCUUGACCCUGACCACCAUCGGCGAGACCCCACCCCCCGUGAAAGAUGAGGAGUAUCUUUUUGUGGUCCUCGACUUCCUGGUGGGUGUCCUGAUUUUUGCCACCAUUGUGGGCAACGUGGGCUCCAUGAUCUCACACAUGAACGCUUCGCAGGCUGAGUUCCAGGCCAAGAGUGACUCCGUCAAGCAGUACAUGCAAUUCCGCAAGGUGACCAAGGACUUGGAGACACGGGUGAUCCGGUGGUUCGACUACCUGUGGGCCAACAAGAAGACGGUGGAUGAGAGGGAGGUGCUCAAGUGCCUCCCCGACAAGCUGAGGGCCGAGAUCGCCAUCAGCGUGCACCUGGACACUCUGAGGAAGGUCCGCAUCUUCCAGGACUGCGAGGCGGGGCUGCUGGUGGAGCUGGUGCUGAAGCUGCGGCCUGCGGUGUUCAGCCCCGGGGAUUAUAUCUGCAAGAAGGGGGACAUAGGGAGGGAGAUGUACAUCAUCAAGGAGGGCAAGCUGGCUGUGGUGGCCGAGGAUGGGGUCACCCAGUUCGUGGUCCUCAGCGAUGGGAGUUACUUUGGCGAGAUCAGCAUCUUGAACAUCAAGGGGAGCAAGUCGGGGAACCGCAGGACGGCCAACAUCAGGAGCCUCGGUUACUCGGACCUGUUCUGCCUCUCCAGGGACGAUCUGAUGGAGGCGCUCACCGAAUACCCUGAGGCCAAGAAGGCGCUGGAGGAGAAGGGGCGGCAGAUCCUGAUGAAGGACAACCUGAUCGACGAGGAACUGGCCAAGGCCGGGGCGGACCCCCAGGGCAUCGAGGAGAAAGUGGAGCAUCUGGAGUCCUCCCUGGACACCCUGCAGACCAGGUUUGCACGGCUCCUGGCUGAGUACAGUGCCACCCAGAUGAAAGUGAAACAGCGGCUCAGCCAACUGGAAAACCAGGUGAAGAUCGGCCUCCCGCCUGACGGGGAUGCUCCACAAACAGAGGCCAAACAACAGUGAAGACGCAGAUGUCUGUCUCCCGCUUCCCAGAGCCAGCUGUCAGUGUGAUGCUGCACGGCGUGGGACUUGGCCAGGGCUGAAUUCCAGCUUUCCUUACCCUUUGCGAGCUGCAUGGCCUCGGUUUCCUCAUCUAGAAAGCGGGACUCUUGCCAUCUGCCCCAGUUAAGUGGCAGGUUGCUGUGAGCUCACAAGAAGCACUGCAUGCAGCCGGGCUUUGUAAAGAGUGGGGCGCCCCCUGCUCAAGAGUACGAGAGUGUGAGCACAGAGCUCUUUUAAUUUUUAUCCACAGAGAAUUUUUAGACUUGUGAACUUCAUUUUUUUUUUUUUAUAAGUGGAAGAUGAUUUAGUCACCCACCCGCUUCUGCCCCUCACUUCACCCCCUUUUGCUGAGGGGGAUGUAACAGAAUCUGAAGUACAUGUGGUAACUCAAAUUCAAUACACGAGACGGUUUGGGGCUUGUUUCUGACUCUGGUAUAUCCUCGUGUGCUCUUUGGGAUGCUAGAAACCCUGGCCAUUGGUGCUGCAACAAGCACAAGGGAUAAAGCCAGGUCGCCCCAGUUGAGGUCACUUCGAGUCUGAGAAGCAAAUCCAGGCUCCCUGCCAUCCAGCUGCUGUGAAACCGGAAUCUGUUUCAUAGAAAAGAGCAUCUCCGUUAGGGAAAGAGACAUCUCCUAACUCGCCAGCGGGGUCCAAAGACAACCUCUCUCCUGGUACCUGAGUCAGGGUUCUGGGGCAGCCUGUUCUGACUUGGUGGGGAGACUUAUGUGGAGGGGAAAGGUUCCCAGGUUGGAGGCUGGAAUGGGGUCCUAAGCCAAACAAGCUGACCACUAGGACUUUUAGGAGAUGAGACCCUUAGGCCAUGUCUUUGCAAACUGCUCCUUGACCCCUGAAGAGGAAGCCUUGCUCUGCCUUGGAAUUACAUCCUGAGGCAAAGCUCUUAGCUGAAAAUGUGCAGAGUGUAGAACCUAGCUCUUUUUGUCUAAUCCAGUAAAUAGUAUUGCAUUAACAUUUUAUAUAAGAUAUCUCUAGAUUUGGGUUCUAUGUUUGUGAAUUAUUACCUUAAUGGUCCAUCCUUUGCUUAAUACACAUUGUAAAUUACCCAAAGACGAGUCACUCUCCUGAUGCAGAGAAGCCGUAUAUGUAGGUUUUCCUGAUCCUCUUUUCCAUCAACCUCUCUGUCUCUGUCUCCCCUUCUUCUUCCUUCUUUCUAUUCUCUUCCUUCUCCUCUUCUUUCUUCCUGUUCUCUCUUGUUCUCGGACAAGAUGCCCCAUUUGCUUUGAAGUCUCUGUGGUCCACUGUUAUAUAAUCCAUAUUCUACAUAACUCGGCCCUAAUGUAGUUCAUCCAAAAGGUGCUGCCUUUUCAAGUAUGUAUUUUGGAUUUACAUGGGUCUCUUCUGGUUUUUACUAUGGACCAUUUGACCAUUUUAACUUUCUAAAAGGAAUUUCAAAGGCCUAUUAAAGGAAAGUGUGAUCCAAGCUCAUAUCAACAGCAAAAUGUAACUAGCAACGUGUUAUCAAAAUGCAUAUAUUUUAAAAAGCCUUUUGACUAUUAAUUUUGCCUACAUUCAUGUUUGCACAGGAAAAAUAGAGACCUGGAUUUUAAAAAUACUGGAUGACUCCUGCUUCAUAGUUUGUUAUAAGGGAAGAUUCAGUCCUGGGGUAUGUUUCUAGGGCAAUGAGCCCGGCUUCCCCAAAAGAACGGGCGCUGGUGAACAGGGACAGCACAUGCUCGAUGUGAAGGGGAUAAGUACGAAAGCAGAUGAUGGAUUUGGAUGUGCUUCUGUGAAGAAAUGCCACGUGUCUCUACUGGUCCAAGAACGAACAUGUCCAGACUACUGCC
Delphinapterus leucas (beluga whale) is the source of this 6026-nucleotide messenger RNA. NCBI's taxonomy places the organism in Eukaryota, Metazoa, Chordata, Mammalia, Artiodactyla, Monodontidae. The record is from RefSeq and is a predicted model, not a curated record.